Molecule: messenger RNA, 871 nt
Organism: Acaulospora colombiana
Lineage: Eukaryota; Fungi; Glomeromycota; Glomeromycetes; Diversisporales; Acaulosporaceae
Source: the annotation of a GenBank genome assembly
AUCAAUGCAACGCAACCAUGUGACUAUUUAGAAUGGAUUGAUUUCAAAGAAUUUGAAUUGAUAAAGUUCGUCGCGGAAGGAGGUUAUGGUACGGUUUAUAAGGCUGAUUGGUUAAGAGGGCCUUGUUGGCAUUGGGAUGAAGCUGAUCAGUUAUGGUGUCGCAAUGGCCCGAUGACUGUUGCUUUAAAAAGACUUAAAAACUCUCAAAAUAUUUCUUCGGAUUUCUUAGAUCAGGUAAAACGGCAUUAUCGUUGUUUGCAAAGCGGUUCUCUCGCUGAUUGCUUUGGAAUAACUCGAGAUGAUACCGGUGGAUACAUGUUCGUAAUGAGGUUCUAUGAUAAUGGAAACUUGUACCAGUAUCUCGAUAAAUCCAAUGGUAUUAUCAGUUGGAGAGACAUGGUAGACAUGCUCUGGGGUGUCGCAGGGGGGCUUGACAGGAUUCACUCUGAGGGCCUUUAUCACACAAAUCUUCAUGGUGGAAACCUCCUCAUUGAGGACGAGUCCGUAUCUACAGAUGCUCGCAUUGCUGAUAUUGGACUUCAUGGUCCAGUGAAUGAGUCAAGGUCUUCUCAAAUUUAUGGUGUUUUGCCAUAUAUUGCUCCUGAGAUCUUACGCGGUGAAGCGCCGUGUCCGGCUUCAGAUAUAUAUUCUUUCGGCAUAAUAAUGUGCACGCUUGCAACUGGAAGGAGACCAUGGUCAGAUCGUCCACACGACUCUAAUCUUGCUAAAGAAAUCUGCCUAAAAAAUUUGCGUCCAAAUAUUGACGACGUGAUUGAUGAAAUGCCACAAGAAUACUAUACGAUGAUGACACAAUGCUGGGAUCCAAAUCCUUUGAAACGACCAACCGCCUCGAAAUUAAACGAAAUGUUAG